Messenger RNA from Drosophila ficusphila, 1285 nucleotides. RefSeq names its product RNA polymerase II-associated factor 1 homolog. The coding region runs from base 133 to 1173 and encodes 346 amino acids. Gene Ontology annotation, biological process: transcription elongation by RNA polymerase II. Gene Ontology annotation, cellular component: Cdc73/Paf1 complex. The transcript has 3 exons. The record is from RefSeq and is a predicted model, not a curated record. Gene Ontology annotation, molecular function: chromatin binding; RNA polymerase II complex binding. Lineage: Eukaryota; Metazoa; Arthropoda; Insecta; Diptera; Drosophilidae.
GGCACAAAUCAGAAUCAGAAUCCCAAGCAGGAGCAGAAGCAGAAAAGUUGUCGAGCAAUUGGAAAAGCGGGGAGACCGGAAAACUAAGCUAAGCGAAAAACAAGCGAACAAGGGAAAAGCAGCUCUUCCAUAAUGGCGGCAAAUGAAUUGGACAAACCGAGGAAGCAGAACCCAAAGAACAAUCAGUUCAUCUGCCCCAUUGUCUUCAAAAAUGAGGUUCCCCCACCGGCGGUCGAUUGCAAAUUUCUGCCCUGCGGCAAGGAUAUUGUGGAGUUCACUGUGCAGCCGGUUUUGUAUCCCCAGCAGGAGUCCCACUUCCUGCAUCAUUUCAGGGGGCUGCAUCAGUUGUUCGAUCUCGAUUUUGUGAACCUGUCCGUUUACGAUAAACCCAAAAAGAAUGUGCAGAAAAUGGGGACGAGGGAGGCGGCUCUCCUCUCGGACAUUGAAGCCCUGAGCCUGGAUUUUAGCAGGCCGAGGCCAAGUCGUGCCCAGGAAUGCGCCCAGAUGUUCGCCAAGGAGCGGGUCCAGGUGCCACGCCUCCGUCCGGGAUUACAGCGCCCACCGGCGGAGGCGGAGGCCGAGGUCUCGAGCGGACUGGAAGCCAUUAGCCUGGAGGAGCAGAAGGCGAUGAUUGACAAGACCUUCGAGGAGGUGCAGAGACCCCUUCUCGUGCAUCCCACCAAGCCGAAUAGCAAAGCUCGUCCCCUGGAAGUUUUCCCCAUCUUCCCCGAUCCGGAACUGCAGAGCCUCAGCUUCGUGCAAAUGCAGUUCGACAUUCCGCCCAACGAUUACAGCCGGAAUUUAAUCAAGGACUGCGGCCACAAUCUGGUGAACUUCAAGCCAACCGAAGAGUUGGCCAGCGAAGGAAGCCAAAUUUAUCUAUCGGAUCAACGCUUUAAGGAGGAGAAACCCGCUGAAAACGCGGAGCGCGGGGAGCGUUUCAUUUUUAACGUAAAGAGCGACGGCAUCUACUACGUAAGUGUGGACAAGCACAUCAAAUUGAGGCGGGAGCGGCCACGCCCAGAGGCUCUGGCCAACAAGUGUCUGCUGACAAACUUUGCUUUCACAGCAGGUCAAACGCGUGGCAAUGGAAACAAAGUGAGCAGGAAUUGCUUUUUGGUUUUUGGCAGGCGGAGAUCCUUGCUGCUCGCUCGUCUAACAUUUCAUGAUUGAAAUUCCCCGUUGGGAAAACAACUGCACAACGAUAGAAUAUAUAAAGCUCCAAACAAAAUGGAUAUGAAAUUCCCACAAAUUGAUAGAAGAAAUUUUCACUGGAAAUACUUGA